This is a messenger RNA of Leptidea sinapis, 2382 nucleotides long. RefSeq names its product U3 small nucleolar RNA-associated protein 25 homolog. Gene Ontology annotation, cellular component: small-subunit processome; nucleolus. NCBI's taxonomy places the organism in Eukaryota, Metazoa, Arthropoda, Insecta, Lepidoptera, Pieridae. The record is from RefSeq and is a predicted model, not a curated record. The transcript has 8 exons. Gene Ontology annotation, biological process: maturation of SSU-rRNA from tricistronic rRNA transcript (SSU-rRNA, 5.8S rRNA, LSU-rRNA). The coding region runs from base 144 to 2363 and encodes 739 amino acids. Gene Ontology annotation, molecular function: rRNA binding; U3 snoRNA binding.
UCAAUCUUCAUUACCUAGUACCUACAAGAACAUGCUGUUAUUUGUUUUAGUUAUUUAAUUUUGAAUAUUCAACUUGUUGUAAAAGCACUCUAGUACAUAAAUGGUUAUUUAAAUUGAAGAAAUAAGUUAUUUGAGCUGAGAACAUGAAAUCCACCAGUAAAAGGAGAAAGGGAGCGUUCAAAAGUAAUUUCAAAAAACGAAAACCAAAAGAAAUUGAAAAAGUAAACAAAAAGGCUCUGUUUAAUAGGUAUAAGGAUAAACAAAAAGUUCAAGAAUUAUCCUCAAAAAGAAAGCAAUUAGACGAAAAGUUAAAACUUCAACAAGAAACAUAUUCUGAAAGUGAACAAGAAGAAGACACAUUUGAACAGUUGAUUUCGUGUUUUGCAAACAAAAAAAAUAAUGUAGCAUCAGACAGUGAUGAAGAUGAGUCACCAACCGCUAGUGAUCUGGAGGGUGAUGUACCAAUGAAGUCUCCAGUUUGCAAAAAUAAUUUAAUAAAUUACAGUACCGACCAAGAGAGUGAUGAUGAAGUUGAGGUGUCAGAGAACAUGCAGGUCAUCGCAAAUGAUAAGGAGAGUGAGGAUGAUCCUUUUACUAAACACCUUCAAUAUGAUAUAUCUGAUGAAUUGCUGGUAUCUCUUACAAAUACACCGACAACCGAAGAGCAAAUAAGUAAAGUAUGGCCUGUACUUGGCAAAUAUACUGUCACUAUACCACAACCUCUGGCCACGAUACGUACGAAGACUAAACCAAAAGUGUCAAUAGUUGAAGACACUAUCACAGCACCUAUUGGUAAUGCGCCCCAAAUGUGUAGCCAAGUCAAUUUUGAUAAGCUUUUCAUUAAAUCACAGAUAAGUGGUAACAUUGUCUCAGCAAACAAAACCAAUUUAAUAAAGAGAGACUUAGAACUGAGUGAAGUAUUGACCCCGUUGCAGAGGGAACUAUUUGCUAUAAUGAAUAACUAUCAGGACUUGUACUACCCAUGCAGAUCAUUCACAAAUGCGGAUGAAAUUCGUUUUACAUAUUGCUUACAUGUUGCAAAUCAUAUGUUAAAGACGAGGAUUAAAAUAUUACACCAUAACGCCAAGCUGACAAAGAAGUCUGACGUCCCUGAUGAAUACAGAGAUCAAGGUUUAGUAAGACCCAAGGUGUUAAUAUUAGUGCCAUUCAGAGAUGCUGCAUAUAGAGUUGUAAAAACACUAAUAGAUAUUGUAGUACCUAAGGAGGCCGGCCAAGUUGUAAAUAAGAAACGGUUUGAGGAUGACUUCACUGGUGGUGAGCUCAUAAUGCCAAGCAAGAAUCCCAAGCCAGAAGAUUAUGAACUUCUCUUCAGCGGGAACACUGAAGAUACAUUUAGAUUAGGCUUGACAAUUACAAAGAAAACACUAAAGUUGUACACAGACUUUUAUUCAUCAGAUAUAUUGAUAGCAUCACCUCUGGGUCUGAGAAUGAUUGUUGGCGCAGAGGGAGAAGAAGACAGGGACUAUGACUUUUUGGCUUCCAUCGAGUUGCUGAUACUGGAUCAAGCCGAUGUAUUUCUGAUGCAAAAUUGGGAUCACUUAUUGCAUAUAUUGGAUCAUUUUCAUUUGCAACCAAAAAAGACGCAUGGCACUGACUUUUCUAGAGUUCGGACAUGGGCUGCUAAUGGUUGGUCCAAGUACUAUAGACAGACUCUAUUGUUCUCCUCAAUUUCAUUGCCUGAAAUAAGAUUUAUAAUUAAUAAGAAAUGUCAAAAUUAUGCGGGAAAAGUGAUAGUUGAUAAUCAUUGUGAAACUGGGAGUAUACAACAAGUUAUAUUGCAAGUGCCACAGUUAUUUCACAGAUUCACUGCAACCAGCCCUUUAUCAUCCGUAGAUGCAAGAUUUGAAUAUUUUAUCAAAGAAAUCUUAUCCAAACAGCGAGAUCCACUGAUGAACCACACUUUGAUAUAUGUACCCAGCUAUUUUGACUUUGUGCGCCUGAGGAAUUAUUUUAAGAAAGAAGAUAUAAGCUUUGUACAAAUAUGUGAAUAUUCGAAGGACGGUAAGAUAGCCCGAGCGAGGGACAUGUUCUUUCACACUGAAGCACAUUUCCUCUUGUACUCAGAAAGAGUCCACUUCUUCCGCCGCUUUCGUAUCAAGGGUAUAAGACACUUGAUAUUCUAUCAGCCGCCUACGUAUCCUCAUUUCUAUUCUGAAAUGUGUAAUCUGAUGCAGGAGAGCAACCAGAACAAGUAUGGCGGCAGCUCGUGCAACAUGAGUGUAUCGACGUUGUACAGUAAAUACGACUUGCAGCGGACUAGCGCGGUACUGGGCGCAGAAAGACUUGCACGCGUCGCCGCGUCUGACAAGGCCGUACAUAUGUUCGUGACUGGAGACAAAUAAAUAUACCUUUUUAUGUCAA